Molecule: messenger RNA, 3063 nt
Organism: Anopheles nili
Lineage: Eukaryota; Metazoa; Arthropoda; Insecta; Diptera; Culicidae
Gene: Wdr59
Product: GATOR complex protein Wdr59
Exons: 5
Coding region: 1-2862 (953 amino acids)
Molecular function (GO): protein binding
Source: RefSeq, a predicted model, not a curated record
AUGUCUUCCUUUACGGAGUCACGAGGUGGAGGCAGCUUGGGUGGUUUGGUCGGCGUAGGUGGUGCAGGAGCCGUCGGCAGCGAACCGUUUUGCCUACAGCGCAAAAGUGCCUGGGUACGGGAGUACCGGGAUUUGCAAGCCAACGUAAUGUCGGUCGAUUGGACCGGGUCAUGGAUUUUGUUGGCCGGCCGGCGCUUGUUGGCCCUGCAGUCUCUGCGUGACUACGAGUCGACCGACGGAAGCACCGCACGGUUAGAGGAAUCGAUCGACUGUGGCCUACGGAAGUUCCCGCGCCAUUCGAAGUACGAGGUGACGGCAGCCGAAUGGGCCAUCUGCCAGAACAGCCAGGAGUACUGCGCGAUUGCGACCUGCCAGCAGAUCGAGGUCGUCACGUGGCGCUCCGAUGAGCCAACCCUGAAACACUCGCUUCGAGCGCACACCCGAAUGAUAACGGACAUCGAUUGGCACUCGAAGGUACCGCACCUUCUAGCUAGUUGCUCGAUUGAUACGUUCACGCAUCUGUGGGAUCUGCGGGACCCACGGAAGCCUGUGCUAUCGCUGAGUGCUGUCUGUAUGUCCGGUGCCAGUCAGGUGGGUUUUAAUCGAGUCUCGGGGAACCUGGUCGCCACAGCUCACGAUGGCGACCUGCGCAUCUGGGACCAGCGCAAAGGAUCGUGUCCGAUACAGUACAUCACGGCGCACCUAUCGCGCAUCCACGGUAUCAAUUGGAGCCACGAUCACGAGACGAGCCUGUCCACUGCUAGCCAGGACGGUACGGUGAAGUACUUCGACAUAAACAAUCCGCGGCGGGCGGAGAAAAUCAUCACCACGUCCUGUCCAGUGUGGCGGGCUCGGUACACCCCGUUCGCGGACGGCCUGGUCACGACCAGCGUCCCCCAGCAGGGCCGUGGAGAAAACAGUCUCCUGAUGUGGAACAACUCCAAGCAGGACGCGCCCAUUUGCGCGUUGGUCGGGCAUACGGACGUUGUGCUGGACUUUGCCUGGGGCCGCAAGGACAUAGAGGACCCCGAGUUGAUCACGUGGUCGCGUGAUCAAACGAUUCGCAUUUGGCGCAUCGACGAAGAAGUGCGGAAGCUGUGCGAGCGCUACCCGCCAGACGAUGACGACGGGUUCAUGAUCGAAGAGGGAAACACCGCAACGCCGAGCCGAUCGACUGGUCCGAAGAGUCCCUUGCGCGAGAAACAACCGUCGGUGUCGCUGCAACACGAGUUUUCCCUGCUUAAUCCCAACAUUCCCCACAUCGACAUUGAGGUGCUGGAUCCGAUCAAACGAACCGCCACGCUACGAAUCUCGGUCAACGGAUACGUGAUCAUGCUGCAGGUUAACUUCCCCUCGCUAUAUCCAAAUAACGGCAUCGUUCCGGAGUUUCACUAUUGCCAAGGCACAUCGCUAGACGACGCUCUAUCGGUGACGCUGAUGAAGGUACUACGCAUGACCGCGAGUCAUCGUGUGAAGAAGGGUCGCACCUGUCUAGAGCAGUGCUUGCGUGCGUUGGUGAAUCAGUUAAAGAAAUCCUCCAACAAUGGAGAUCGACACCUGCGGCUGCAGUCACCUCGCUUAGAAGGCGCACUCAGCAGCGCAUUGCACGAUGCUUGUGUGCCGUUCCCUAAGACGUCCGGGGUUCGGUUCAGUCAGGUGGGCAUUCUUGUGACGUUUUCGCGACCACUAAACACGAAGCGUAUCAGCUUGAAGCAACAAAACACGACUCCGAGGGCACUUUCGGCCCUCAGUGGUGGUUACCUCGGGAACGUCAUGGGAUCCCAACCCAUCCUUUACGCGCAUCGUGAUCCAAAUUCGUCCUCUUUCUAUCUUCCAGACAGGAAAUCGUCACGCCAUCGUGGCGCCUCGGCCAAGAUCAGCGUCUCCGCCGUGCACGUGUACGACGCUUCGAAGAUCCUGUAUGUAAGUCGUGAGCUUGCAGAAAAUUACAUCAUCAACACAACGAACAUAGCCGAAAUGUGCCGCCAUAAUCGUGCUGCUGCGGAGAGAUACGGUCGACCGGAUCUCGUGCAGUGUUGGUCGUUGGCGGAAAUGAUCGCACAACCGAGCACGGAUUUUGAAACCGAUGACGAUAUGUUGUGCUCGCAGAAUCCGUUCGCGAAGAGCUUGCUAGAGUCACUCAUUCAUCAUUUCGCGCGCAUACACGAUGUCCAGACGGCCGCGAUGCUCUGUUGUGCCUUUGGUCGACACUGCCCCUCGGCGCUGGAGCUUUCUAUGAGUUCCAGCUCAAGCAGCAAAUCAAUCAACCAAAGUCACUUACUUAGCGGUCAUCGAAAAAUUAAGCCUAGCGGAUCGCCCUACCACACGAUUCUGCCGGUGGACCCGUCUUCCAACCAGGGCUGGAUAUUGGCGCAACAGUUGAAGCACCUGCGCAGCAACUCGUGGUCGGACUCGCUGGAUGACUUUCGGCUCGGCCCGGGAAGCGGAGGCGGAUUCGGGGAUAUCAACAGGAGCCUACUGGGCGAUAGUAAUCGUUUUCUGUACGACAACUUCAAGCGCAGCUACGCGGAAAUGCUGUACCGCUGGGGCCUGCUGGUCCAGCGGGCGAAGGUGCUUAAGUACCUGUCGAACUACGUCGAUACGCCCCGGUGCGUAGAGUUUGUAACCGAAUGUUUGCACUGUUGUCGCGUCGGGGCGCCAGCGUGUGCGACAUGCAAGAAACCGGUACUGUACUGCAGCUUAUGCCGACUGCCGGUGCGAGGAGCAGCCAAUGCUUGCCUGCAUUGCGGUCACGGUGGACAUACGGAGCACAUGCGGAUAUGGUUCGAGCGGCAUGACGUUUGCGCAACGGGCUGUGGAUGUCCCUGUUUGAACAAAAGCUCGAAACUGUGCAAUUUGUAGUCCAUGGAAACGUUAUACAACCAUACGUCGUUAAAUUGUUGAUAGUGCUGUAAAUGACGGUACUUGUAUUGUAAGUAAAUGUAGUCUUUGGCAAAACAGUCCAAUUUGUCUUCUUCACAAGACUGCCUCAUUAAAAUACAAAAGGGUAAAAUAGAACGUGUACAAAUAAUCAAGUGAUUUAUUUCUUAUAUCUUAAAGAUA